GCCGGGCGGCCGGGCGCGGCGGGCCCAGGGAGGCAGCUUCCAUGGAGCAAAAGGAAUGCCAGGACCCUGCCCAGACAGACGUGGGCCAGCCUCAGCACCGACAGCCCGCUCUCAGAUAGCAGAGCCGUCCGCAGGGUUGAACCAUGAUUCCGGUGACAGAGCUCCGCUACUUUGCGGACACGCAGCCGGCGUACCGGAUCCUGAAGCCGUGGUGGGAUGUGUUCACCGACUACAUCUCCAUCGUCAUGCUGAUGAUUGCGGUCUUCGGCGGCACGCUGCAGGUCACCCAGGACAAGAUGAUCUGCCUGCCGUGCAAGUGGGUCACCAGGGACUCCUGCAACGACUCGUUCCGUGGCUGGGCGGCGCCCGGCCCAGAGCCCCCCUACCCCAACUCCACUGUCCUGCCGACCCCUGACACCGGCCCCACGGGCAUCAAGUACGACCUGGACCGGCACCAGUACAACUACGUGGACGCCGUGUGCUACGAGAACCGCCUGCACUGGUUCGCCAAGUACUUCCCCUACCUGGUGCUUCUGCACACGCUCAUCUUCCUGGCCUGCAGCAACUUCUGGUUCAAGUUCCCGCGCACCAGCUCGAAGCUGGAGCACUUCGUGUCCAUCCUGCUCAAGUGCUUCGACUCGCCGUGGACCACACGGGCCCUGUCAGAGACAGUGGUGGAGGAGAGCGACCCCAAGCCGGCCUUCAGCAAGAUGAACGGCUCCAUGGACAAGAAGUCAUCGACGGUCAGUGAGGAUGUAGAGGCCACCGUGCCCAUGCUGCAGCGGACCAAGUCUCGGAUCGAGCAGGGCAUCGUGGACCGCUCGGAGACGGGAGUGCUGGACAAGAAGGAGGGGGAGCAGGCCAAGGCGCUAUUCGAGAAGGUGAAGAAGUUCCGGACCCACGUGGAGGAGGGGGACAUCGUGUACCGCCUCUACAUGCGGCAGACCAUCAUCAAGGUGAUCAAGUUCAUCCUCAUCAUCUGCUACACCGUCUACUACGUGCACAACAUCAAGUUCGAUGUGGACUGCACCGUGGACAUUGAGAGCCUGACAGGCUACCGCACCUACCGGUGCGCCCACCCCUUGGCCACGCUCUUCAAGAUCCUGGCGUCCUUCUACAUCAGCCUGGUCAUCUUCUACGGCCUCAUCUGCAUGUACACGCUCUGGUGGAUGCUGCGGCGCUCCCUCAAGAAGUACUCGUUCGAGUCCAUCCGUGAGGAGAGCAGCUACAGCGACAUCCCCGACGUCAAGAACGACUUUGCCUUCAUGCUGCACCUCAUCGACCAGUAUGACCCGCUCUACUCGAAGCGCUUCGCCGUCUUCCUGUCAGAGGUGAGCGAGAACAAGCUGCGGCAGCUGAACCUCAACAACGAGUGGACGCUGGACAAGCUGCGGCAGCGGCUCACCAAGAAUGCGCAGGACAAGCUGGAGCUGCACCUCUUCAUGCUCAGCGGCAUCCCCGACACCGUGUUCGACCUGGUGGAGCUGGAGGUGCUGAAGCUGGAGCUGAUCCCCGACGUGACCAUCCCGCCCAGCAUCGCGCAGCUCACGGGCCUCAAGGAGCUGUGGCUGUACCACACGGCCGCCAAGAUCGAGGCGCCCGCCCUGGCCUUCCUGCGCGAGAACCUGCGGGCACUGCACAUCAAGUUCACGGACAUCAAGGAGAUCCCUCUGUGGAUCUACAGCCUGAAGACGCUGGAGGAGCUGCACCUGACGGGCAACCUGAGCGCGGAGAACAACCGCUACAUCGUCAUCGACGGGCUGCGCGAGCUCAAGCGGCUCAAGGUGCUGCGGCUCAAGAGCAACCUGAGCAAGCUGCCUCAGGUGGUCACGGACGUGGGCGUGCACCUGCAGAAGCUGUCCAUCAACAACGAGGGCACCAAGCUCAUCGUCCUCAACAGCCUCAAGAAGAUGGCCAACCUGACGGAGCUGGAGCUGAUCCGCUGCGACCUGGAGCGCAUCCCCCACUCCAUCUUCAGCCUCCACAACCUGCAGGAGAUCGACCUCAAGGACAACAACCUCAAGACCAUCGAGGAGAUCAUCAGCUUCCAGCACCUGCACCGCCUCACCUGCCUUAAGCUGUGGUACAACCACAUCGCCUACAUCCCCAUCCAGAUUGGCAACCUCACCAACCUCGAGCGCCUCUACCUGAACCGAAACAAAAUCGAGAAGAUCCCCACCCAGCUCUUCUACUGCCGCAAGCUGCGCUACCUGGACCUCAGCCACAACAACCUGACCUUCCUCCCUGCCGACAUAGGCCUCCUGCAGAACCUCCAGAACCUAGCCGUCACAGCCAACCGGAUUGAGGCGCUGCCCCCGGAGCUCUUCCAGUGCCGGAAGCUGCGGGCCCUACACCUGGGCAACAACGUCCUGCAGUCGCUGCCCUCGCGGGUGGGCGAGCUGACCAGCCUGACCCAGAUCGAGCUGCGGGGCAACCGGCUGGAGUGCCUGCCCGUGGAGCUGGGCGAGUGCCCUCUGCUCAAGCGCAGUGGCCUGGUGGUGGAGGAGGACCUGUUCAACACUCUGCCCCCUGAGGUGAAGGAGCGGCUCUGGAGGGCCGACAAGGAGCAGGCCUGAGCACCCGCGGGCGCCGCCGAGUGUGGGUGGCCUGGAGCGGCCGGCAGCGGGGCCUCCGGGGAGGCCUCAGGCCCGGGAACCCCGAGCCCCGGACAGAGGCAGGAGCUGGGGCCUGGCGACAGGACCGCACCUGAGGGGCUGGCCCCUUUUCUCCUGAAACUGAUGCCCCCCCAGGGCAGGUGCCUGAGGGGGAGAUCAGAGACCUGAGUCUGUCUCCAAGCGAGUGCAGUAUUUGGACAAUCAGGGCCUCCUCCCUGGAGGCCAUCUCUGCCCCAGAGGCCGAGCCCAUGCCAGAGGUCCAGGGACACCUACUUAUUUCUUGGUAUUUAUUUUUGCCACCUCCCAUCGCCUCCCUCCAGAUAACUUAUACAUUCCCGAGAAAGUUCAGCUCAGAUGGGGGGUUGUUUGAGGAAGGGUGGGCUGUAUUUCCCUUUUCCUUUUUUUUGGUGACGCCCCCAGAAUUUAGUGCCCACCCAGACUUGAGCAGAGCAGUCCAGGGUGAACCAGCUGUGGGACCGUCAUCCCAGAGGUGCCAGGCUGGGCUCUGGUGGCACAGCCUGUGGGAAAUCAGGCCACCAGGUGGAGAGGCCAGGCCUGGGGUUUGCCGCGACAAUUUAGAUUUUUUUUUUUUUAAGUAAAAAAAAAAAUUUUUUUUUAAAGCUUUGAAAAUUGAUGGUUUCGGUAUUAAAAGAAAAAACUAAAAAAAAAAAAAAAAA
This is a messenger RNA of Hippopotamus amphibius kiboko, 3292 nucleotides long. It is a transcript of the gene LRRC8A, whose product is annotated as leucine rich repeat containing 8 VRAC subunit A. Gene Ontology annotation, molecular function: protein binding. The record is from RefSeq and is a predicted model, not a curated record. The transcript is spliced from 4 exons. Bases 144 to 2576 code for a protein of 810 amino acids. Lineage: Eukaryota; Metazoa; Chordata; Mammalia; Artiodactyla; Hippopotamidae.